CGAUAAUAGUUCUUCCUCAAAUGUUAUCGGGCCUAUUCGGCGUUUUUUGUUUAUAUUUGCUUGUUGGCAUUUUUCUUUUCAAGAACAAUUGUUUCUGCAGUUAGUUAGUGUAACUAAGCCAUGCCAUUGAAAAGGCUGCCUUAAAAGUAGUUAACAUAUCUGAGCUGAAGGGAGACAAGGCCUCAAAAUGGCCUUCCUGGGCGACUGUGUGAUCGUAUUUGUUUCGCAGAUGCUGUUCUUUGCCGGCGGCUGGCUGUUCUUCAACAGGGAACUCUUCAAGCACUACGAAAUUCGGCACAUUUCCGUUCAGUUGAUCUUCUCGUCCACCUUCGCUCUCUCAAUCACAAUGUUCGAGUUGAUUAUAUUCGAAAUCAUCGACGUUCUGGAGUCCAGUUCGCGGUACUUCCACUGGCGACUUGGUCUAACUCUGCUGCUGUUCAUGGUGACUGCCGUUAUCCCCAUUUAUAUAUGCCACUCUGUGAUACACAGCAUUUCCUUCUUUUCCGAUAGAUGGGUCAGAAUUCUGACCACAUUUUGUUGGUUCGUCUUUCUGUAUGGCCUCUGGCGGAUUGGCGAGCCAUUUCCGCUGCUAAGCGCCUCGCAUGGCAUCUUUACGAUCGAACAGGGCGUGUCCCGGAUAAGCGUGAUUGGUGUCACUGUAAUGGCCAUACUCUCCGGCUUCGGUGCCGUCAACUAUCCCUACACCAGCAUGACCUACUUCAUCAAGCCCGUUUCGCGGAAUGACAUCAUCUGCCUCGAGCGGCGUUUGGCCCUAACGGUGGACAUGCUGACGGGAAAAAAGCGAAGGAUUUCCAUGGCCGUCUAUAACCACAAUAAACUGCAUCCGACAAAACCCAGGAUUUGGGAGAUGCUGACGUCAGCCGUCCAGCGAAAUAUGAGCAAUGGGGAAGACAUCAAUCAGUUGAAACAGGAAGUCUAUGGCUUGGAGGAGUUGCUGCGUUCGGUAUUCCUGGAACUGAGUUCUCUGAAAAACAUGGAAGAGCGGCAAAGGUGGUCGCAGACAUUAAAGGGCAAAUACUUUAAUGUUUUGGGACACUUUUUCAGCGUCUACUGCGUCUAUAAGAUAUUUAUGUGUUGCAUCAACAUCAUCUUCGACAGAGUGGGCCGCAAAGAUCCCGUAACCCGUGGACUGGAGAUUGCCAUACAUUGGUGUGGCUUUGACAUAGACUUUGCCUUUUGGAACCAGCAUAUAUCCUUUCUGCUGGUCGGCUGCAUUGUGGUGACCUCCAUUAGAGGCUUGCUGCUGACGCUUACCAAGUUCUUCUAUCGCAUUUCAUCGAGUAAAUCUAGCAACAUAAUCGUGCUGAUCUUAGGGCAGAUCAUGGGCAUGUACUUCUGCUCUUCGGUGCUGCUGAUGCGUAUGAAUAUGCCAGCCGAGUAUCGAGUGAUUAUCACUGAAGUUCUGGGCAACUCAAUCCAAUUCAAUUUCUAUCAUCGUUGGUUCGAUGUCAUAUUCCUGGUCAGCGCCCUGACCACCAUCAUCGUUCUAUACCUCUCUCGCAAGCCUUUUCGCGUUGACGAUUCCGAUCUGCACUGAUUUAUAGGCCUAAGCAUAAGCAGAAUUGAUUUAGAAUCAUAUAGCACAAUUAAAGCAAGCUUUAAGUUAUGUAAAUGCGUGUAUAUACCAGUGUGUAUGUCAAAGUUACAAUUGUUUGUUUAAGUAAAUUAAAGCAACGAACUGUUUAUCUUUAGAAAAAUCA
This is a messenger RNA of Drosophila serrata, 1721 nucleotides long. RefSeq names its product Golgi pH regulator (gene GPHR). NCBI's taxonomy places the organism in Eukaryota, Metazoa, Arthropoda, Insecta, Diptera, Drosophilidae. Gene Ontology annotation, cellular component: Golgi cisterna membrane. Gene Ontology annotation, molecular function: voltage-gated monoatomic anion channel activity. Gene Ontology annotation, biological process: intracellular pH reduction. The record is from RefSeq and is a predicted model, not a curated record.